GCCGCAGGCUGUGCUGGAUGAACUGACUUCGCCGUUUGGGUCCAGCCCACCUGCAAAAACAUCUCACACCUCACAGAAAAGCAAGAAGGCGAAAGAGCUCUGCAAGCGCUCCAGAGAUCAGAUGAUCAUUGAUGCUGGGCAGAAGCAUUUUGGUGCCGUAGUUUGCAAGUCGUGCGGCAUGAUCUACACGGCCGCAAGCCCGGAGGAUGAAGCCCAGCACAUCCAGCACCACGAGAGAUUCCUCGAGGCGCUCAGAUACGUGGGUUGGAAGAAAGAACGGGUUGUGGCAGAGUUCUGGGAUGGGAAAAUCGUCUUGAUUCUUCCAAAUGACCCAAAAUACGCCGUCAAGAAGGCAGAAGAUGUGCGAGAAAUUGUAGAUAACGAACUGGGAUUUAAGCAAGUUUCUUUGAGCUGCCCAGACAAGACUAAAAUGUACUUGUUUGUGUCCAAUGAGAAGAUGGUCGUUGGGUGCUUGGUGGCUGAAUCCAUCAAGCAGGCUUUCCGGGUGCUGUCUGAGCCGGGAGCCGUGCCGUCCCUCGGCCAGGACGUCCUGCAGCACCACCGGGCUUGGCGCUGCUCCAGCGAGCCGGAGCCCGCCAUCUGCGGCAUCAGCAGGAUCUGGGUGUUCGGCCUGAGGCGCAGGAAGGGCAUCGCCCGUCGCAUGGUGGACGUGGUCAG
Molecule: messenger RNA, 678 nt
Organism: Pelecanus crispus (Dalmatian pelican)
Lineage: Eukaryota; Metazoa; Chordata; Aves; Pelecaniformes; Pelecanidae
Source: RefSeq, a predicted model, not a curated record